CAUUGGCACGCGCUUCACGUGACACAAUCAAUUUGAAUUAAAGUUUUGCUAUUUUUCAAAAUAUUCAAUUUUUAUCUUUGCCUUUACCUUUGUUUAUGGUCAUACAUUCUGUAUUUUCUCUACUUGUGAACAUUUUGGAUUUGAUUAAUGUACCUACUAUAAAUAUUAUAGUUUUUAAACUACAUCUACGUCAUACCAUUUAGUGUAGUACAAUAUUUGCAGAUUACAAAUGAUAUUAUGUCUUUGAAUGAAAAAAAUGCGUCAACACUUGAAUCUCAACAUGUUCAUGAUGUUUAUGAAAACAUAGCGUCACAUUUUAGUGAAACACGACAGAAACCUUGGCCAAAUGUUGUUAAGUUUUUAAACAAAUCUAAGCCCGGUGCAAUUAUUUUAGAUGUUGGUUGUGGAAAUGCUAAAUAUUUUACCAAUACUACUGAUACUUAUCAGUUGGGUUGUGAUCGAAGUACUCAAUUAGCUCAAAUUUGUAAAAAUCGUAACCAUCAAGUAUUUAACUGUGAUUGUCUUCAAUUACCAAUACGUUCAGAUUGUGUUGAUUUAUGUAUUAGUAUAGCUGUUCUUCAUCAUUUGGCCACAAAUGAUCGACGUUUAAAAGCUUUAAGGGAAAUUAACCGAGUACUAGCAGUUGGAGGCCAAGCACUUGUAUAUGUGUGGGCUAAAGAACAGUGUAGAAAUCAAAACCUUUCCACUUAUUUGAAACAGGGAAAGGUUAAUAAACAUAAGCCAGAAUCAAAACUUGAAUCGACUAAAGAAUUUUGUGUGGAAUCAAUUGACGUCAAUUUACCAGUACAUACAAAUCGUUCAAAUUUCAUACAUAACGACUUGUUAGUACCCUGGAAGUUGAAUCAAAAAAAAGAACAAGAAAAUGAAUCUAAAACACAUCUAAGAUAUUAUCACGUAUUUGAAGAAUCUGAACUGAAAUUAUUAUGUGAACAAAUUGAUAACUGUAAAGUGAUUGAUUAUUAUUAUGAUCAGGGUAACUGGUGUGUGAUAUUUGAAAAAAUUAAAAUUUAAGUACUUGUUAU
This is a messenger RNA of Rhopalosiphum maidis (corn leaf aphid), 1043 nucleotides long. Its product is annotated as alkylated DNA repair protein alkB homolog 8-like. Gene Ontology annotation, cellular component: cytoplasm; nucleus. The coding region runs from base 238 to 1032 and encodes 264 amino acids. Gene Ontology annotation, biological process: tRNA wobble uridine modification. The transcript is spliced from 3 exons. Lineage: Eukaryota; Metazoa; Arthropoda; Insecta; Hemiptera; Aphididae. Gene Ontology annotation, molecular function: tRNA binding; S-adenosylmethionine-dependent methyltransferase activity. The record is from RefSeq and is a predicted model, not a curated record.